This is a messenger RNA of Ruditapes philippinarum (Manila clam), 1184 nucleotides long. Its product is annotated as scavenger receptor class F member 2-like. Lineage: Eukaryota; Metazoa; Mollusca; Bivalvia; Venerida; Veneridae. The coding region runs from base 69 to 1040 and encodes 323 amino acids. The transcript is spliced from 4 exons. The record is from RefSeq and is a predicted model, not a curated record.
GUAGGUCUUUAGACUGUGAUAGGGACGAUGGAGAGUGCAGCAGUUGCAAGAAUGGAUUUUGGGGCGAAAUGUGUCAGGAUGCUUGCGGUCAAGGCUGUUACUACACAACUUGUAGGAAAACUGAUGGAUAUUGUAGUACUUGCAAAAGCAGAUUUUGGGGAGACGUUUGUAACAAGACUUGCAGCAAAAACUGUUUGAGCUGUAAAAAAGUCACUGGUGUGUGCAUUGAAUGCAAUGCUGGAUUGUGGAGACCAUCAUGCAGACAAGAAUGUGAUCAGUCGUGUUCAACUUCUGAAUGUUUUAUAGAGUCCGGAGAGUGUAAGAAAUGUCAUUUAAAUAAAUGGGGAAAGUUUUGUGAAAAUUUAUGCAGCACGUCUUGUUCUUGGGGUUGUCACAGACAAACUGGUCAUUGCUUAAGUUGUAGAAACAGAUAUUGGGGUCAGGAUUGUUCAAACAUGUGCAACAACUCAAGAUGUGAACAAUGCUCUAUAACAAAUGGACUAUGCACAUUAUGUCAACAUAGAUUUUGGGGUGAAAACUGUCAGAAUACUUGUAAGUCUGAUAAAUGUCUUCAAUGCUACAUGGACACUGGUUAUUGCAGUGCAUGUCCGCAAGGUCGAUGGGGAUUACUGUGUCAAAACACAUGCCGGGAUGAGUGUCUUUGUUGCAACAUUAGAACUGGAUCUUGCACAUUGCCAUGUCCUGAUGUUUCAGACGCUGGCAAAUUAGCACAAGAUGAUAUACAAGCUGUCGGUAUAAUUGUCGUUAUGGUCAUCUGCAUUGCUAUCACUGUUGUUGCAUUUGGAUUAAAUGGUGUUAUAAGAUACAUAUUAAGACGAAGGAAAUCCAGAAAGGAGCAUGACAGAGCAAAAGGUUUGAAAGCUGCAACAGAAAUGGGCAACGAUCCAUCUACAUCGACAAAAACACGAGAUCCAAUGUACAUCAAUGUUACUGAAUCUAAUCUAAGUGAACUACCAUCCACUGAAUCAGGCCUAAGUGAACUACCAUCAGAUCAUGUCUAUGAACGAUUAAGGCAUUAAAGGGUUUGAGUACCUAUUUGUCCAGUAUUGGUCUAAUAAUUGUUUUAAUUCUUCAUCAGGCUUCUUAAAAUUUUGACAGUCAAAGACUAUACAAAGAUUGUUUUUAAUGGUAUUUCUGUUCAAUUCCUUGUUACCUACGUUUUG